Molecule: messenger RNA, 2700 nt
Organism: Closterium sp. Yama58-4
Lineage: Eukaryota; Viridiplantae; Streptophyta; Zygnematophyceae; Desmidiales; Closteriaceae
Source: the annotation of a GenBank genome assembly
AUGCAAGGCACCCGAUCGUUUCGUAUCUGCGGCGUGCCUGUCGUAUCCGCGCCGACGCGGCUCAGCUCACGACUCCGAUCGUCGUCUACAGUCGCACGGGCCAUGGCGACAGGCGCGGAGGGCGGCGGUCUGAUCGACCGCGCGGCGACGGUGGAGGAGGAGGAGCUGCUUGAGUCGUUCUCGCUCAUCGCCAGCAUUGACAAGGCCUGGUGCCGAGUGUCGCCCGUCGGCCAAAAUGCAGGACCCAAGGGCAAGGGUGCUCCAGGCAAGGCGAGUCUAGACGUGACGGUGCAGAUGAGUCAGAAGAACCUACCUGCCAACGCCAUGCGCAAGUACCUCUCCACCGUGCAUGUGCCCGACCCGCAAGGCGACCUCUCCUCCUUCCACUGGUCGCCCUUCCCCACCGAGCUCACCGGUGUGACCCUCAUCGCGCCCUCCCCUCGGGGGGACGGCUGCUGGUGGUUCGAGGGUGUGUCAUGGAACGACGAUGAUGAAACCUGUGUUGCCUACGUGGCAGAGGACCCUGCCUUCACUGCUCCUUCCUAUCAACCACCAUUUUUCUGCUCCCCUUCCUCCCUUCCCGCCACUGCUACAUUCCAUCUCCCCUCUCUCAGGUUCGAGGGUGUGUCAUGGAACGACGAUGAUGAAACCUGUGUUGCCUACGUGGCAGAAGAGCCUGCGCCAACCAAGCCUGUCUUCGGCCAAUCGCGGCAGCCCGCUGCCACGUCAGCCGCCCAGCACCCCCCUGCCGCACCUGCCGGCCCGGCUCGGGGCAGGUUCGGAGCCGCAGCUGCAGCGGCGCCAGCCCCGGCGGGAGGUGCGGGGAAGGGGAAGAACGGGGCGGCGGAGGCAGGGACGUGGAAGGGGAAGGGAGAGUGGAUGGAGGACUGGGGGGAGAGAUAUGCGGGCAAGCAGCGGCCGCUGCUGUUUGUACUCAAUACUGUCAGUGGCACAGUGCAGGCGGUAGAGGGCAUUCCAGGGGACAUCAGUGCGGGGCAGGUGGUGUGGGCGCCGGCAGUGGAGGGGCAACAGCACACUCUGCUCUUCGUCGGCUGGUCCGCCUUCCCUUCCAACUUCAACACGGCUCGCCGCCUUGGCAUCGUCUAUUGCGCCAACCGCCCCUGCCACCUGUUUGCUGCUCAAGCGCCCUCCCAAGAUGCUGCCGGGAAGAAGCCAGGCAGCGGCAGCAGCAUCAUGAAGCUCACUGCUGGCAUCAGCAGCGCUUUCUCACCCCGCUUCAGCCCUGACGGCUCUCUACUGGUCUUCCUCUCCUCGCACGCAGCAGUGGACAGCGGCACGCAUGGUGCCACCAACUCGCUGCACUCGCUGCUGUGGCCCAAGGAGGGCAUCUCCUUCCCCCACGCCCCUCCUGCUGAUCCUGAGGAGGACACUCGCUCAGGGCCCUCUGACGUCCCCGUUAUAGACAUCCCCAUAAACAGCAUAAUCAGUGUGGUGGCGAGGGCGGAGGAGCAGGGCGGGUUCCCAGGGCUGUAUGCUGCUGGAGCCAUCGCCAACCCCUGGCUGGCAGAUGGGCGCACACUGCUGCUCACCACGGCUUGGAGGAGCACUCAAGCGAUCAUCUCCGUGCACGUGGAGAGUGGGCGUGUGUCAAGGCUGACCCCAGAGGGCCCCAUCUCGUGGGUUCUGCUGGACGUGCGGAACAAUGUCGUGGUGGCGGGCGCCAGCACGCCAGCGUGCCCAACGAAGCUCAUGCUGGGGCGGGUGAAUGCGGGGUGGCUCAAGCAAGAGGGGUGGCUGUGGUCCGAGAUCUCCCCUCCCCACGUGGAGUAUGCCGAUGCUGUGGAGAACGCACUCAAGUCAACGGAGUUUGAGGUCAUCCCUAUCGUGCCCUCUGUCUCCAAGGCUCAGGGUCUGACUGAAGGCGCCAAGCAGCCGUUUGAAGCCAUUUUCGUGAGAAGACAGCCCGAAGCCGCCGCUGCACCCCCACCAGCCGGGAGCAAAGUAGCGCCUGCCCCAGCUGCACCUGCCGCGCUGCCCCCGCUGCUGGUGGUGCCUCAUGGGGGCCCCCACAGCGUCAGCACGACCAACUUCGUGAUGUCCUAUGCGUACCUGUGUGCCCUGGGAUACGCUGUCCUUCAUGUUAACUACAGGGGCUCGCUAGGGUUUGGAGAGGAAGCACUGCAGUCUCUGCCUAAACACAUCGGGAGGCAGGACGUGGCCGAUGUGGUGGAGGCAAUCGAUCGGGUGGUGGAGCUGGGAUACGUGGACGCUGCCCGCAUGGCUGUGAUUGGUGGAUCCCAUGGGGGCUUCCUUGCUGCACACCUUAUCGGGCAGGAGCCCGAUCGCUUCCGCACAGCGGUGCUUCGUAACCCGGUUACCAACAUCGCCAGCAUGGUCGGCACCACCGACAUCCCUGAUUGGUGCUUCGUGGAGGCCUUCGGCCAGCCUGGCAUGGCGGCCUUCUCUGAUUCGCCCACAGCCGCCGAGCUGCAGACGUUCCUCAAGGCAUCUCCUAUCACCUACGCUUCCAAGGUGAAGGUGCCGACUCUGUUCGUCCUAGGAGGGAAGGACCUUCGUGUUCCCUCUUCGAACGGGCUACAGUUGGUGCAUGCGCUGCGGGCGCAGGGGCUGGAGGCUAGAGUGCUCAUGAUGCCUGAAGAUGUGCAUGCUAUUGAUAAGCCUCAGAGCGAGUUUGAGCAAUGGCUCACUGUGGCUUCGUGGCUCAAGCAACACCUCUAA